UAGUAAGCUACAAGCUAACUACAAGGUGGAGCUCAUUGCAACACCAACCUUCUCUUAGGCUGACAACAGGCUAAGGAAGACUAUGGAGCUACCACCACCAUUGGUGACCCAACUACAAGAAUCAAGUGUAGAUGAGGAGAUUGUAGAUCCAGUACUAGAACAACUGAUCACUCAUGUGCCAGACCUGGUUGCAUGCAGACCGCAUGAUGCUCCCCUCCCCCAGACAAUUCACUCUUAUGGUGUCGUAAUGUUUGCUGAUAUUUCAGGUUUCACUGCACUUUGUGAGAAGUAUUGCAGUGGAGCACGAUCUAAGUCGAGAAUGGAUCAACUCACUGCCACUCUCAAUUCAUAUCUCAGCCAGAUUGUCCAAUCUAUACUUGAUGCUGGAGGAGACAUCCUCAAGUUUGCUGGUGAUGCAUUGCUGGCAUUCUGGGAGGGUAGUAGAUUCUCAGCCAGCGGUGACCUGGCUCGUAUCUUGCACGAGAGUCAACAGAUGCAAGUUAAUUACGACAACUUUGAGAGCUCUGAUGGAGACAUUCUGAGGAUGAAACUAGCCGUGAGUGUGGGGAGGGUAGAGAUCCAUUACAUUGGCAACAAAGAGUACAAGACGUUUGACAUCACUGGAGAAGCCAUCGAUGAUGUAAACCAAGCUCAGUCUGAGUGCAAAGCUGGAGAUAUUGUAGUGUCACAGACUGCCUGGGAGAUGUGCAAUAAGCAGCGUUGCUUGGCUAGUACAGUUGGUGAAGCUGGAUGCAUGAAGGUGAACAUACAGUGCAUGUUGCCUGCAGAAUAUCAGAAGAGCACACUACCACUGAACCUUAAUAAUGAGAAAAGAUCGUCAACAUUCUCGAAUAAAGCUCAGACUACUUCCAGAGCUGAUGAUGAAGCAAGGAUUGGAUCAAUUGAUCACGGCUUAAAUUCUCGUCGUGAGCUGAAAGAGUCCCUCCCAAAAAUGAGCGAACAAACACAGCAAAUGAUAAAGCAUUUCGUUUCAAAGACAGUUGUACACAAGGUGGAGCAUGGUCAUGAAGUGAGCUGGCUAUCUGAGCUGAGGGAAGUGUGUGUACUAUUCAUUAACCUGGACCCUGGCAAAGCAUUGGAUGCAGCUGAAACACUCUACCUCCUACAGACCUCGUUUGAUGUCAUCUACCCCUGCCUCCAGAAAUUUGAAGGCACACUGAACAAAGUCUUCAUGUUUGAUAAGGGCUGUACUUUCCUGUGCAUAUUUGGUCUCCCUCAUGCCAAACACGAGGAUGAGGCCACUCGUGCACUCAGGGCAGCCAGACACAUUUACAACCAAUUGGGAGAGCUGGACUUAGAGUGCUUCUCUAUUGGGGUAACUACUGGUGUUGCAUUCUGUGGAGUUGUGGGUCACCCUCAGAGGCACGAGUAUACAGUGAUAGGUCAGAAGGUGAAUAUGGCCGCCCGUCUUAUGAUGAAAUUUCCCAAUGCUGUCACGUGUGAGGAGACCACUCGGUCUAAAUCCAGCCUACCCAACUCUGAGCUCACACUGACACCACCUGUCACACUAAAGGGAAUAUCUAAACCAGAGAAUAUCUACAACGUCUCCCUUGAAAUAAAACAGACUCUACAUCACUACACUGAUAUGCACUUGCCAACUGACCAUCAAAAUAUAAUUGGACGAGAGAAAGAGAUGGCUGUGUUUCUGGAAGAGCUAAUGCACGUCUCAGAGCACACACCACGAGAUCCUGGUGUCAUCGUACUCACUGGUGGUGGGGGUAUGGGGAAAACUAAGAUCCUCAGAGCCAUGAAAGCCAAGGCUGCCCACAUGGGAUUCAGGAUUGUGUCUGGUAUCGGAGGUUUGGUGGAGAAGAACACUCCAUUCUUCACUGUGAAGACGCUCAUUACACGUCUACUGGAGUUAGACAGUUGCAAGAAUAUUCAUGAGAGAGAGCAGCUGCUUUUGCAACACAUUACAGACGAUGACAUGAGGCUCAUGCUACCUCUUCUCAACGACAUCCUAAUCAUGAAGUUUCCACAGACCCACCUCACGUCACACAUGACUCACGAUGAGAGGACUGUAGCUAGACACAAGCUACUCUACUCUAUUGUACACCAGGAAGCGCUAACCAAGCCGUGUGUGUUUGGUAUUGACGACGCCCACUGGAUUGAUCAUGACUCUUGGUCGUUUCUUCUUGACCUUGCCCUCGACCCUAACGCUAUCCUCGUCAUGACAACCCCUCCACUUGAGAGAUUCAAAGAGAAGCAUUCGGCUAUGAUGGAGAUAUUAAACCAUCCUCACACAAAGGUCGUGAAGCUGGAGGGUCUAAAACUGGAGGAUAUGAUAACUCUUGCCUGUCAUUUGCUCAAAGUUGAUGAACUUCCUGUACAAAUGCAAAACAUUAUACGCAAACGUAGCCACGGUGUUCCAUUGUGGUUGGAGGAACUCGUUGAAACAAUGCUAGAAAUGAACUAUUUAGAGAUUAUCGAAACAGGUGAUGUCAUAACAGAAGAGGAUGAAGAUAAUGAGAGUUUAUCUGGUGUGGAUCUGAAUCAUCAGGCACCACCACGUAGGGUGGUAAUAAAGGACAAGCAAAGACGCUGCAGUAGUACAGCACAGCUAAGUGAGGGCCUCAGUAUCGGCGAUAUACCCAUACCUGAUUCCGUGACUGGUAUGGCACUCACACGCAUUGAUCGACUCUCUCCUCCUGGACAAAUGUCUCUCAAGUGUGCCUCUGUGAUUGGUACCACCUUCAGUAAGCCUAUGCUUGGAGCUAUAGUCCCUAAUAGCAAUCCAGUAGUGUUUCAUCAAUCACUCAACGCUCUCACUGAAGCAGGCAUGAUUGAGUGUGCAGCUGCUGCUCAAGUUCGCAACAUGCACACGGACAUUGACACAAGAUCAGGACUCCACCUUCCUCUAGAUGACCCUAACUUAGACUGUCCUUGUCUCCAUAGAGGCUACUUUCAUGUCAAACCAUCCUCUAGCUCCAGACAUCACAUCACAGUACACCCUCCCCUAGACGAGUGCCAUCUCCUGCAGUUUGUUCACACCUACCUUCAAGAGACGGCUUAUGCACUCUGGACUGAGACUCAGAGGAAAGCACUGCACGAAUCUGCUGCUGUAUUUCUCGAGAACCAAGCUCACAAAUGUACCAACUGUGGGGGAGGUGGUUUCAUUGCAGGGGGUAGCAGAGCUUUAUUUGAUGUGAAAACAAAGAAAUCGAAGGCAUCGGUUGGUAGUGGUAGAGGACGAGCUUUUCUUGGGGCAGCUAGUAUGAGAAACAAGAUGAAAAGACGAGGCACCAGAAAUGGAAGUAUUCUGAGUAGAUCUUCUUCGAUGGAUUCUGCCAGUACAGUAGAGUCUCUACCACCACCAGUGCUGAGAGUAGUGGACACUGGGACAGCUACUGCUGCUGAUAGCACAUCAGAGUCAGGACAAUCGAAAAUGCAAAGGGUUAGAGUUGAGAGCAUUUGUACUGACGAUCUAUUUGAUAUCAACAUGGAAAACUGCCAAUGUGAUAAAGUACUGGCCAGAGUGUACCCACAACUUGUCCACCAUUGGAGGGCAGCUGGUAAUAUCCCCAAGGCUCUGCACUACCUCAUACAAGCUGGGGCUGCAGCAGUGGAUAUGUUCAGCAACAUGGAAGCACUCUCUCUACUCUAUGAGGCCAAGAACGAUAUGGUGGACAAAUAUGGACGAGAUAUAAUUUCAGACUCUGCAUAUGCGAGACUAGAGAGCUUGAUUGCACAGGCACUGUUUCAGAGUGGUGAAAUAGAAGAGUGUUUGCCUCACUUUGAGAUUGCUCUUACACUGCUACAUGCCAAGCUGCCAAACGGUGCAGUGAAAUCAGCUUUAGUUCUUGGCUACCAUGCCUUCAAACAAUACCUGCAUCGCAAGUUCCCUGCUAGGUUCAUUGGGAAGAAGUCUGGCCGUGACUCUGAUAUGUUUCUAGACCAAGCUCGAUGCAUGGUACACGUUAUCCAUGUCUACCACCUUCAGCAUAAGAACAUGAAGACUCUGAUGCUGGCACUCAAACAACUGAAUGCAGUGGAGGAGGCCCAGCAGGACAAUCAUGAGUUGAUUGAAGCCUAUGCUACAAUGAUUGAGUGUUGCCAGCAUUUCAACUACAAGAACCUUGCUACCUCUUAUCUGGGAGCAGCCAUGACACAUUGCUCUGGUGUUCAGCUGGGGAUGGAGGAUAUGCACACGUACACUCACCUGUUGUGUGUGGGGCUUAACCUCAGGCUAUGUCAGGGAAACAUCGAGGAAGCCCUGGAAUUGGGUUCUGCCAGCUAUCGGAUGACCAGCAAGAUGCACGAUGUGUCCAUGCAACUCCUUUCUCUACCGCUACUACUCUACACACAAAUGAGCGCUUUCAUGAUAACAGAAUGCAGGGAGAGCUUGAAGCAACUCAACGAGCUUGCCGCUGAAGCAGACGACUUAAGAGCACAAGCUUUACAUGAUUGCUGUGAAUUUGAUGCCCUCUUAGAGUUUGGUAUUGGUAUGGAGGAUGCCAAGACAUUGGUAACUGCAGCUGAGACCUGUUGUGAGGAGGAUAUUUACCAUUUCGAUGACACUGAACGUUUCUUUUUAGUCUCCUGUCUAGCUCUGUGGCAUGCUAGGCAAGGCAACAAGUCUUCAGCGGAGCGCUACCAAACAGUGGCACAAGGCCUGUUUCUGAGUGAAUAUGAGACUUUUCUUGCUGUGAGAGCACUAGCGAGGUACGUCGAGUGUCUACUAGUCCUUCACAAUGAAGAUACUGCUACAAUACCAGCAAAGCCUAUGAAAAAACUGAAGAAGCUGUGUAAUAAGUUUGUGGUGUUCAAGACAAGACAGCUGCUGCUCAGUGGCUACAAGAGCUAUUGUCAGAACCGACUAAGAGAGGCCAGGAGGUUAGUGGCAGCCGCCAUUGCUGAGGGGAACAGGAGCGGGUGUGUGUUUGAUUAUGAAUGGGCCCGAGCUUGUCAGGAAUUAUGGUUCAGUGGUUCCGGUACAAGUGAGAGCCAGAAAACUGACAUUGUCUAUGUUUUACAGUGAGAGAUAUUUUAUUUUAACGGCAUGCGUUUUUUGUACGAUUAUAAUUAUAAUUAAUUUUUUGC
Molecule: messenger RNA, 5061 nt
Organism: Halichondria panicea
Lineage: Eukaryota; Metazoa; Porifera; Demospongiae; Suberitida; Halichondriidae
Product: adenylate cyclase type 10-like
Exons: 24
Coding region: 83-4999 (1638 amino acids)
Biological process (GO): cyclic nucleotide biosynthetic process; intracellular signal transduction
Cellular component (GO): cytoplasm
Molecular function (GO): adenylate cyclase activity
Source: RefSeq, a predicted model, not a curated record